AUGGCGUACUACAACCGCUUGGUGAAGAAUGGCGUACUAGCAACCGCAAGCACGAAAUACCACGAGUGCUCAAUAAGACAGAAGACGGACGUCGUGCAGAGUUUAGUGAAGAAAAGACUUUACUUUUCGUUGCAUGCAGCGCUACGAUCGAAGAAAUUCGAGACAGUGAAAGAUCCUCAACAAGGCAUGACAUUGGCUGCUGCUUUGGACACGACUUUGCCGUCAAAACGAGCUGGAAUCGCGUCAGUACAUCGCAGACCCAAGCCGGCAAUCACAAUCAACACUGGUAUGGUAUCAGUCGGUGCUAAACGGCCACAACCGACGCCAGUGUUUCCUCCAACAUUUUCGUGGAAUGAUAUUCUUUGUGUUCAGCAUUUGAUUGAGAGAUGUCUUCGGCAGUAUUUGAGCAAGAACGACAUCUUGAUAAUAUUGAAGGAACAGGCCAAUGUGGAUCCGGCGUUUGCUGAUGUCGUGUGGCAAAAGCUUGAAGAACAGAACACAAGGUUUUUUCGCGCGUACAGUUUGCAACUUCAGCUUAAGGAGCAGAUUCUCGCUUUCAACUAUUUGGUUGGACAGCAGAAGGAAAUGACAGCAAACAGUCGCAAACGCGUCUUGCAUAACAACUUGAAUCGGUUAUCAGCGAACUGA
Messenger RNA from Peronospora belbahrii, 648 nucleotides. Lineage: Eukaryota; Oomycota; Peronosporomycetes; Peronosporales; Peronosporaceae. The record is from the annotation of a GenBank genome assembly.